Sphaerulina musiva SO2202 is the source of this 819-nucleotide messenger RNA. Its product is annotated as NAD(P)-binding protein. The record is from RefSeq and is a predicted model, not a curated record. The coding region runs from base 1 to 819 and encodes 272 amino acids. Gene Ontology annotation, cellular component: intracellular anatomical structure. The transcript is spliced from 5 exons. Gene Ontology annotation, molecular function: oxidoreductase activity, acting on NAD(P)H, oxygen as acceptor. Lineage: Eukaryota; Fungi; Ascomycota; Dothideomycetes; Mycosphaerellales; Mycosphaerellaceae.
AUGGCAUCGAGCAUAGCAGCCAAAUUCUCCCUCAAAGGCCGCAGUUAUGUGGUGACAGGAGGAGCGAUGGGCAUUGGUUUCAGUAUCGCAAAAGACAUUGCCGAGUCCGGUGGCAACGUUGCAGUCAUCGACCUGCGAGACUCACCACUAGAGGACGUGUACGGCCUUGCGAAACAGUUUAAUGUCAAAGUCUACUACUUUCAAGCAGACGUCAGCAACGAGGCCAGCCUGACGACGGCAUUUGAGAAAGCUGUACAGUCAUUAGGCAAAAUCGACGGCCUCGUCACCGCAGCCGGCAUCGCUAUUGACAAGCCCUUUGUCGACCAAACCUGGAGCGAAGUCUCCAAAGUUCUCGAAGUCAACUCCCUAGGCUCCUUCUUCGCCGCCCAACUCUUCGUCAAACACCUCCAACUCCAACGCACAGGCGGCAGCAUAGUUUUCAUAGCCAGCAUAACCGCCCACAUCAACCUCCCCGGCUACCGCAUGUCCGGCUACAACGUCUCCAAAGGCGGCAUUAAAAUCCUCUCACAAGUCCUCUCCUCCGAACUCGCCCCUCUCAACAUCCGAGUAAACUCUGUCAGUCCGGCGUUUAUCGAGACGAAUCAAACUCGAGGCGCGAGAGAGAAUACGACGCAGGCUUGUGGGGAGUUGAUGCAGACUGCUCCGCCGUUGGGGAGAAUUGGAGUGCCAGAGGAGGUUUCGCCCGCUGUGGUGUUUUUGUUGAGUGAGGCGGCGGCGUAUGUGACGGGGGCGGAUUUGUUGGUUAGUGGGGGGAUACAUACGGGGAGAGGUGGUGAUUAUGACAUGUGUCGAAAAUAG